CCAAAACCAAAACCAAAACCAAAAUCAGCCCACCUGAUUUUUCGGAAUAUACUACUCCGCCAUCAGCCCUCCACAAACUUUGAUCUUCACUUUGAUCCCCUCUAACAUCAAAAACAUAAUAAGAAAAUAGAAGAAAAAAAACUCCCAUAAGAAUUUCCUCUCUAACCCCAGAGCCCAUUUUAGCUUGAACAAAAUUCCCACUCAGAUCUACCUCUUUUUAUUGGUUUCUUUACUUAACUAAAAUUUCUUACAUUUUUCUGUUAGACUUUCUUCAUUCAUUCAUUAACUUGAUGUUAUACUGUUUUGCCUUUAGAUCUGGUGAUGUAAACUCAGAUUCUGUUUAGAGUUUCACGUCACUUGUGUUUGGUUUUUUUGAUAAAAUCUAAUUUCGAUGGAUUUGGAUGAGUUUCGAUCUAUUCUUGACUCGGCGAACGUGGACGUUUGGACGUUUAUUGACACGGCGAUUCUGGUGGCGUCGCUGGACUACACGGCGGAGCUGAAGCAGCGCCGGGAUAAAAUUGUCGAGAGGCUUUAUGCGACGUGUAUUUCCACGCGGUGUCGAAACUGUGACUUCGGUGGUGGGGAAGAUAGUCGGGUUAAUGGAGUUGACGUUACGAUUGAGAAGGAGAUUGAACAUGAAGGCUUGACUAAAGGCCACGUGUCACCCUACACGCCCCGUUCUGUUGAUGAUGAUGAUGAUGAUGAUCAUGGUGAUGAUGAUGAUGAUGAUGUGGAUACUUAUGGCGGUUUGUUUGAUGAUGAACAGAGAAGAAUUCUUGAAAUUAAAGAGCAUCUUGAAGAUCCUGACCAGUCUGAAGAUUCUCUAAUUGAUCUGCUUCAAAGUUUGGCAGACAUGGAUAUAACAUUCAAAGCUUUAAAGGAGACUGAUAUUGGGAGGUUUGUGAAUCGAUUGAGAAAGCAUUCAUCAAAUGAUGUCAGAAGAUUAGUGAAGCAUCUUGUUAGCAGGAAAUGGAAGGAAAUUGUAGAUGAAUGGGUGAGACUGAAUCAACCUGGAGAAGUCGGAGCCUCGACGCUAAUGGUAGAUGGAGACUCACCCCAGCAAAAGAUUCCCCAGAAUGGGCAUCACCAGGUUCCAGAUUUCGCGUACUCUCCAAAUCCUCAGAAUGGAAGUUCUGGGUCAGACAGGAAUAAUUCAGAGCCAGAAAGGAAGCCGAAACCGAAUCUGAAUCUGAAUCCGAAUCCGAAUCCGCCCCGGAAAGAAUCUGCUGCAUCUAAACCUCCGGCAGCUCAUGUUCCUCUAAGUGUACAGCGAAUGAGAGAACAACAACAACUUCAACAACAGCAACAGAAGGAAAGAAAUUUUGAUUCGGAUAGGCUUGCUUCAGCCAGAAGACGGCUUCAAGAGAGCUAUAAAGAAGCUGAAAAUGCUAAAAAGCAAAGAACAAUUCAAGUGAUGGACAUUCAUGAGAUACCAAAGGCAAAGCCAAAAAAUUCUUUCUUCGGAAAGAAUAAAAGCAGCGGAUCACAAGGAGGCAGGCACUGGUGAAUGAAUAUGGAAAAGACAAGAUCAUCAAUAUUAUUAUAAAAGUCAAAAGGGCUUUAUGGGUACACCGGAAAAUUCCCAAAACCGGUUUAUCUUUUUUUUUUUUUUUGUGAAGGGAAAACAAUUUUCUUUUGAUUAAUAGCUAAGGAAACAAAAUAAAAUAAAGUAAAAACAGAUUUUCCUUUUUUCUUUUGGUCUCCUUUUUGUGAUGGGAAAAGAUGAGUAUAAAGUUUAGGCUAUAUGGGUUUACAAACUUAAAUAUAAUUUAUUUUUAUUAGAGAA
This is a messenger RNA of Pistacia vera, 1786 nucleotides long. RefSeq names its product probable mediator of RNA polymerase II transcription subunit 26c. Gene Ontology annotation, cellular component: nucleus. The transcript has 9 exons. NCBI's taxonomy places the organism in Eukaryota, Viridiplantae, Streptophyta, Magnoliopsida, Sapindales, Anacardiaceae. The record is from RefSeq and is a predicted model, not a curated record. The coding region runs from base 392 to 1507 and encodes 371 amino acids.